CAGAAGAAUUUCCAGAAUGAGUCAAGCUGAGGAAAGCAGUGGGAACUCAGCAUGGAAUAUUGUGAGGUCAGUAGUCUGCAUAAUACUGGCCUUGUCAUUUAUAAUUGGCACUCCUGGGAACUGCAUUGUCAUCUGGACUGUUUGUACAAAAAUUAAGAAAAUAUCUCUUUCAGUCCUGCUGAUCUUGAACCUGGCCAUUGCUGAUGUCCUUGUACUGAUCACUUUACCAAUCUGGAUUUACUCUUUUGUUGACUCAUGGGUUUUUGGAAUCAUCUUCUGCAAAGUGCUGGUUUUCAUUAUUUACUGCAGCAUGUAUGCCAGUAUAUUUCUGAUUACAGCACUCAGCUUGGAGCGGCUACUGGCUGUGUUUUACCCUUUCACAAUUCAAACCUACAGAAGAAAAGAAAAAAUUUCUUUAAUUGUGUUCCUCAUUUGGUUUCUGUCUGUUGCCUUUGGCAUUUCUGUCAUUCCAUUUCAAGAGACAGAAGAAAUGGACGGUCGGCUUCUGUGCACGUGUCGCAACUACUCUUCUAAUAGACAGAAAGUGUCCUAUCUUCUGCUGGAGACCCUUGCAGGUUUUGUAAUCCCUUUCUUAAUUAUUUGCACUUGUUAUGUGUGUGUUGCAAGAAGAAUAAGCAGAAUGACUUACCAAUCCAAGCAGCGAUCGGAACGUCUCAUUGCCAGCGUCGUGGUGGCUUUCAUUCUGUGCUGGUUCCCUCACCACAUCUUUAACAUCCUGGAUGUCAUUUCUGUUGAAAUAGAGCUCUCGAAUGAGGAGAUGUCUUCGGCACUGGAAGAAAUUGUAGACAAAGGAGCAUACAUCUCUGGAGCACUUGUAUUCAUCAGUAGCUGUAUUAACCCUCUGCUUUAUGCUUUUGCUGCACGAAGGUUUCAGAACCACCUGAGGUUUGCCAAGAUGUCAAAGCUGUUUGAACAGAUCAGUCAGACUGUAACAGAGGAAGACAAGAAAAGAAAUCUGGUUGUAGCCAAACAUGAAGAUACUUUGGUAGGCACAGAAAAUCUCUAACAAGGAACUCAGUGAAUAAUCUGUGUCAUUUCUUCAGCAGUCCUUUCUCCUCAUUCUCUCAGUUUCAUUUACUGAGCAGUCCAGGGAAAGCUGUAAAGAAAGAAAAGCCUUUUGGGUUUUUUUCUUGUGUGUUUUAUAAGAAUUGGCAUGAACAACCUUGUUCAGUUCAUAAAUUAUUAUUCACAUCAUGAAAUGGGCACUGUUGCUGAGAACAUCAACAAGGUGGCUAAAAGCUAAAAUUGUGAGGAAUACAGCAUUGUUGCUUUCCAUUAAAAUUAUUUCUGAUUUCUAGAAAG
Molecule: messenger RNA, 1323 nt
Organism: Melospiza georgiana
Lineage: Eukaryota; Metazoa; Chordata; Aves; Passeriformes; Passerellidae
Product: leukotriene B4 receptor 1-like
Exons: 1
Coding region: 17-1027 (336 amino acids)
Biological process (GO): G protein-coupled receptor signaling pathway
Cellular component (GO): membrane
Molecular function (GO): G protein-coupled receptor activity
Source: RefSeq, a predicted model, not a curated record